Messenger RNA from Drosophila takahashii, 1214 nucleotides. The record is from RefSeq and is a predicted model, not a curated record. Lineage: Eukaryota; Metazoa; Arthropoda; Insecta; Diptera; Drosophilidae.
AACCAAACCAAAUCAACCUGUUCUCCAGUUUCGGGCGAAUGUCUCCUUCGAAGUGCUGGCUCCUGGGCAUCCUGCUGCUACUGACCAUUGCCACCAGCUGGCCCACGGGCACCACAGCGGCUCCCCGACGAGCACGAGGAUUGAGCCUGAUCCUGCCGCACCGCCAUCAUAAUCAUCAUCAUCAGCACGCCAGAUCGACGGAGACGGACAAAGUUGUGGUACGAGCCUUGCAAGUAAAUCAGACUGACGGCAGGCAGAGUUGCUCGAGAAAAAUGGAUAUGGAUAUGGAACCCCAUGACGAACUAAUCCAAAAUCUCACAUCGGCUCUUCAGGUGGCCAGCGAAACGCGGGAGGCUGCCAUCUGUCUGACCAAAGAAUGGAUGGAAAACAUCCAAAAGGACACGCUGAAAGAUUUUGUGAAAAAGUAUUCGUGGCACAUUCAGUACCUGCAACAUCCUCUGGAGGCUGAGGUGAAAAAGGUUCACUACAACAACGAGACGGACAAGUUCGAGUACACGGGGGCCAAGGAGGUGACCGACUUGAAGGAGGAGAUCCCCGCCAUUAUCGAGACCCUGCUGGUGAUGGUGCAGUUCUUCGACAAGGUGCGAUUCGAGCACAAAUCCUGGCACUGCUACUUCAACAACUUCCCGGACUUCUUCUAUCACAACGUCCACGAGGCAUUGAGAGUGGUUCGCCGCACGGAUGCCUGCAAUCCGGGCCACUCCGAGUAUAAUGAGACGCAUCCCAGAAUGGAAGCAUUCGCCGCAUUGGAGAGCAUUCGGGUGCUGACCGUCGUGGUGCACAAGUACCAGGAGCUGCUCAGGCUACUCUCGUAAUCGAAAGUCGAAAAUCGAAAGUCGAAAGUCAAAAGUCGAGAGUCCAGAAGAAGCAACAAGCCAUACCAAAAAUGAACUAAUCGCCUCCGAUGACCCACUGCAAUCUCAAGCUGCUAGGCUACGCCCACGUAUUCGUAUAUCCCUCUGCCUUAGACCCUAUUAUUUAUUUUAACUUAUUAUACCCCCACCCCAUCCCUUCGUAUUUAUAUCGCUUUCGCAUCCUAUUUAUAUACAUAUCACCAUACUCACACAACACAUUCACCGCCUCGCAGGCUCGAUAACUUAUGAAAACUAUUACUUAAGUAUAUUUUUUUUAUAUAUAUAUAGAAAGUCAUUGGAUAUACUGUGACUAUUAAUAAAUUAUACCGAUUAUGCGCA